This is a messenger RNA of Sphenostylis stenocarpa, 1239 nucleotides long. The record is from the annotation of a GenBank genome assembly. NCBI's taxonomy places the organism in Eukaryota, Viridiplantae, Streptophyta, Magnoliopsida, Fabales, Fabaceae.
AUGAUUACUUAUAUUGAGGGAAUUGAUAUAUUCCCAGGGUACAGACAAAAAGUGAAGGACAUUGUUGAAGGUGCUUUAUUCCCUGAAGCGGGUCUAGAAAACAAUAGAGUUGGUCAUGCAGGAGGUGCAGGUGGACUAGUGAUUGUCCGAGAUCUUGACCUGUAUUCCUAUUGUGAGUCUUGCUUACUGCCAUUCCAAAUCAAGUGCCAUGUGGGUUAUGUCCCUUCUGGCCAAAGAGUUGUGGGUUUAAGCAAGCUCUCUCGUGUGGCUGAGGUAUUUGCCAAACGACUCCAAGAGCCUCAGCGUCUGGCAGAUGAGGUUUGUUCAGCAUUGCAUCAGGGAAUAAAGCCAGCAGGUGUUGCUCUUCUACUUCAGUGUACACACGUCCACUUUCCUGACAUAGAAUCAAUUUUUCUUGAAUCGAACCAGCAACCAUGGGUGAAGAAGACCCUUGUUUCGUCAGGUUCUGGGAUUUUUUAUAACAGAAAUGCAGAUAUAUGGUUUGAUUUCUUUUGUCUUCUUAAAUUUAGAGGUGUAGAAAAAGAAAAUAUACAUCUAAGAGGAUCAUCUGAGCAAUGCUGGUGUCCGUCUCUAUCUGCUUUUUCUGCUAAAGUUUCCUCCAAAAUUGUACCAGCCAAUCCUGCAAUGGUCACUGCAGUAUCUUCAAUCCUUAAUUCUUUUGGAGAAGAUUCAGUCAGGAAGGAGCUCGCAGGGACACCUAGUCGAUUUGUGAGAUGGCUAUUGAACUUCCAAAGCAAUGAGAUGGAUGUAAAGCUGAAUGGUUCCCUUUCUGGUAGUAUUGAUACUUUGAACCGCGAUAAGGAGGUAAACUUCAAUGACAGACAAAUACACUGUGAGAUGAACUUGCCAUUUUGGUCACAAUGUGAGCAUCAUAUACUUCCAUUUCAUGGUGUUGUUCACAUAGGGUACUUCCUUUCAGAAGGAUUUAAUCCCAUUGGAAAAUCCCUUGUACAGUCUAUUGUACAUUUUCAUGGUUUCAAACUCCAGGUUCAGGAAAGGCUAACAAGACAAAUAGCAGAAACCAUUGCACCACUAUUAUUAGGUGGACAUGUAAUAGUAGUUGUAGAGGCAAGCCACACAUGGAUGAUUUCUAGGGGAAUUGAGAAGUUUGGAAGUAGUACAGCUACGAUUGCUGUAUUAGGUCACUUUUCAACUGACCUUGCUGCAAAGGCCGUGUUCUUGCAGAGUGUUGCAAGUGCUACAACUUCUCGGGGGUAG